UCACUAUUCCAUCCAUGAAUUCAGAUGGUAUACGGUCGUCGUGCAAAGAGGACGUCGUGAUCUACACCGCCCACCAUCCUGAUCGUGACUCUCAUUUCUACUCGUUUUCCUCCUCGUUCUCCCCCUCGCAGUUUUUUUACAAGUUUUUUCGCGCAUUGAGCCCUUCUUCACUCAACACUUGAAUUAUUAUUCGUGCCUUUUAUUUAUCUUCGUUGGUUCGACAUCGGACACAAACCGCCAGCUCUGAAACGAAGAAGUCGAAACAUUUCCAACUGUGAACUCGGGGUACCUGUGUUGAUUCGUGGAAACCAGCAAAAGAAACGAAGAAGAAAACAACACAAGUGUGUGAAUAUUGUUGACGUAUCUGUGUGGAUUCUGGCGAUUAAUUGUAGCCGAGGAAAAAAGGAACACUAGCAAUCGUUUGUCGUUAAACAUCGCCACAUCGAAGACGUUGCCAACGGUAUGUGGCAUCUUGUUUCCAUAUACACCGAGUCGGCCUUAUAGACAGAAAAAGGGAUCCUUUCGUCAUCGAAUCAUCAUGCAGUUGCUGGAACUUCUACCAUCACAACAGCCACUCUAGAAGAACGUGUUGUGAAAGGUCUUUGCGAACACACACAGAAAUCUGCGGGUUUUUUAAAAAGUAACCAUCUGGACCGUUUUGAUAGCACCAGAGGAAAAAGAAAGAAGAAGAAGAAGAAGAAGCAGUAGUGUUGCUUUCGUUGUGACAAAUCGCUCGGCUGAAAACGGUUUUCUAAAAAGAACAAGAAAACACUUUGGUCGUGUUGUUUUCCAUUGUGGUGGCCACUGCUUAGCAUAUCGGCAACGAAAAAUACAAACAGUGGUGGUGUUUUUGUCUGCUCGUCUGCGAACAAUGUCACUCUCUCCCGAAGAAAUGUUUUAUCUAGCCACUGGAUUGCUGGAUAUGAACUCGUGGGCGGGCCAUGCCAAAAGUAGAGCCGAACAAUCCGGAGCCCGCUGCGUGAACAACAACGAACGCACGAGGACCAAUUGUGCCGGUGACAACAAGCCACUUAGCGAUCAAGGAGAAGAACUGCUAGGAUUGCCCGUGCCUCAAUCGAUGCGUCCGACUCCGACCGCUUUCAAAUGCCCACCGUCUGCGCGAAAGAAUGGCUGCUCAUCUCCGUCUAGUCUUUCAUCUCAUUCUGGAAGGUGUUCUUCAACGCCCAAUCGUCUGGGUCUCAUUUCCAACUCUCUGAACAAAAUGUCAUCCCCUUCGUCAUCACCGGGUCGAUCCAGUUGGCGGAAUAUCUCCUUCACCGUGCUCGUCGUCUUUUUGGCCUUUUCUUUGCAAACUGCAGAGGGUUGCUCGAGUCGGUCGACACCCAAGCCACGACCCCCGCCUCCCCUGCCGAGCCCGACGCCCGCUGUUCGACCCAACAUCACGUUCCAGACGUAUGCAUGUCCGCCGACAUAUGCCACGUAUUACUGUCUCAAUGGCGCCACGUGUUUCACUAUCAAAAUAGGAGAGUCCAUUCUCUACAAUUGCGAGUGUGCUGAAGGUUUUAUGGGCCAGCGUUGCGAAUACAAAGAUUUGGACGGAUCGUAUCUGCCAUUGAGAGAGAAGAUUAUGCUUGAACGAGCAAGUAUCGCAGGUGGGGCAACCGUUGCCGUCGUUUUGGUUGUUAUCAUUUCCAUCAUAUUUUACACAUACGUCCGUCAACAAAGGAAGGAACAACGACUCGCAAGUUUUGAGCAAGUGACAAUGGACAGAAUUCAAAUAAGAAACGGAGGUUGCAGUUCUUGUAGCAGCAUUGGGGUGUGCCGUUUUGGUGUAGCUUGUACGAAGAAGAGUUCCAUCCCUCCUCACCAGCACUGCCUUCACCAGUUUCACUUGGCUUCUGGCGAGAAAAAAAUGAACAAUCCAAAUCUGAUCAAUAUCGAUGCCCAUCACGCGCAGGCUUUUCGCCUGACUGGCUUAGCCUUUAAUCCACUCGGCAAUAGCAAUACGUCCAUCACCUAUAUUGGCGAAUGCCCUUUUGGCAAAUGUGACGACAGAAGGUGAAGCAUCUAAAAGUUGUCACACGAUAUUGUCAUUACCGAACGGAGACUGGGACCGCAAAGCAAAAGUGGUCACACCAAUGUGAAUAUUUUAAAUGCUCAGCCUAUUUCUUCAUUAAUGUACGCUUGAAGCAAAAAAAUUUAAUCGUCGGUCAUUUGGGAGACAUCGCUACCACCCUAUUAGUCUAACCGUGCACCUUGCAAAUAGCAGAGGGAAACCUAGUUGAAUAUAAAGAAUGGGACCAUAUUCAGCAAAAGUGGUAUUUCUCCCUCGUACAAAUACAUUCCAUGCCACCGUUAUUAAUGAUCCUUAAAAGACAAUAGUGCGAGAAAAAAAAAAUAAUAAUAAAAACAAAAAAAAAAAAACGAAGAAAAAAAGAAAAAACAAAAAGAAAAAAAGAUACUGCAACGCAGAGCAACCUUUUUUUUUUUUUUUUCUCUUCAAAUAUCAUUACGCGAUUAGUAUUUACCGUAAUCCAUCGUAAAGUCGUGCAGGCAAAUUCACCGGAUCAUCAAUAGCGUCUGGCCGAGGUCCCAAAUAGUCGGAAUGUUCCAAGUAUAACUAAAGCGAGUUGGAUGUUAGACCGUGAGAUGAAGUAAAAGAGCUGCCACAUAGUGCUUGCUUCAUAGCAGACCGUUUAGAUCGCACAACAAAUGUUAUGCAUUGUACAACAGUUUCCAAUCUUGAUGUCCCAAGUGCAUCAUGUCUGUAAAUGAUAUAGUCAAGGAAUGCAUCAAAUGGGAAUUCCCGUGGAAAAUGCGUUUUUGAAUUAUUAUUAUUAUUUUUUUUUUAUUAUUAUUAUUAUUAUUAUUAUUAUUAUUAUUAUUAUUAUUAUUAUUAUUAUUCCCCUACCGCCCUCUCCCUUUUUGCUAAUAAGAAAAUUUAGUUUGAACUUUUUUCUUUGCUGAAAAUCUCCUCCGACUCUAUAGAUAUAAACUGUGUGUAAAUGCCGUGCUAGUGUGAACAUUUUCGGUGAGUAAUUAAAGUUGUCGAAUGUCAGACCAUGUAUGUAUCAAAGAUGCAAAAGUAAUUCAGACUUGUUUGUUUUUGUCCACGUUUUUCCUCCCAUCUUAAACUUAUCUAUUCAUAUUUUCUUUUUCUGGACUGCGUGAAUUAUUAUUUACUAUGUACAGUUACAAGUGUGUCUGUUUCGAUUGAAGCCGCUUUAUUCAGUUUUCUUAACGGCAAAUUGUUGUAAUGUUGUUUGCUGGAGCGUCUUGCAUUUACAUGUACAUACCAACGAAACGUUAAAAUGCCUACACUUAUCUUCUCUUCUCUCUUCGGUGAACCACUUCUUUGAUCAGACUGUUGAUUACACAGUUCACAUAUCA
Daphnia magna is the source of this 3351-nucleotide messenger RNA. Its product is annotated as pro-epidermal growth factor. Gene Ontology annotation, molecular function: epidermal growth factor receptor binding; receptor ligand activity. The transcript is spliced from 8 exons. The record is from RefSeq and is a predicted model, not a curated record. Gene Ontology annotation, biological process: epidermal growth factor receptor signaling pathway. Lineage: Eukaryota; Metazoa; Arthropoda; Branchiopoda; Diplostraca; Daphniidae. Bases 872 to 2023 code for a protein of 383 amino acids.